AUGCUGCAUCGAUAUAUUCUGCUUAUCGUGGCCAUGGUGGUGAUCAUGGGCUCGUUUGGAUCUGCCCGCCUUGCCAGAACCACCAACAUGAUUUCCACCAUCACGGCAAACACCGUCAACCGACUACGUCGCCAGUGUGACUGCACCGAGGCCGACCUCUUCUCUCACAACAAGCAGAUUGCUGCCUGCCGUGAGGCCAUCGUGAUUGACGUUAUCGACUCCCUCAUCAACGAACUAUUCGACGAUCGCAUCAGCCGGCUUGAACGCAUCGCCUUUGCUGUCACCUACGUUGGAGAUAUUUAUUGCAAUCUGACCUCCGUGCCCGAGGGUGUAACCCAUGCCUGGCCGCUGGCAAACCUGAGUUUUAUGGGCAAUCUCUCCGUUAUAGGUGGCAAUUUACUAUUGCAGGACAAUGACGUGCUGACCAAUCUCGCCGGCCUCCAAAAUCUAUUUUCGAUUGGCGGAGACCUCAGCCUCCAGAAUAACGACGCUCUGGUCAAUCUCACUGGGUUGAAGAGCCUGGCUUCGAUUGGUGGGAAGCUCACGCUUGUGGACAACAGUGCUCUGGUUAGUCUUGCCGCGCUCAAAAAUUUGACGCAAGCGACUUAUAUUCUCGUUACGGAGAACGACGCACUGUCUAGCCUCGCCGGCUUGGAGAGUCUCUCGAGCACGGGCAGCCUAAACAUAUGGGCAAACGACGCACUGACUAGCUUCACCAGUUUGCGUAACCUGACUGCCGUAGAAGGCUACUUAUCCAUCCACGUGAGUCCCAACGAACCAGCAAAGGUUAUUCAAAGCAUGGUUUUGUCUUUGUGCCAAAACAACGACGCGCUGAGCAGCCUGCGUGGGUUGGAUACCCUCACAGAAAUUGGCUUUCUUAGAAUUGAGCACCAUGCUCUGCUGGCAAACCUGUCCGGUCUGGACCAGCUGACAUCGAUUAAAUCAAGACUCGUUAUUGACAAUAACACCGCACUGACCAGCUUGGCCGGCUUGGACAGUCUAACAACAGUGUCUGACCUCAUCAUUACACGAAACAGUGCAUUGACUACUCUUGCCGGAUUGAAUAACCUGGCAGUGAUUAAUGGCUACUUUUCUCUCGAGAAUAACAACGCACUUCUCAGUCUUGCCGGUUUGGACAAGUUGACAGCCACUUCCAGCUAUGUUUCUAUCAAGUUUCACGAAAAGCUGGCCAAUCUUACCGGUCUGGACCAUUUGACACACGUUGGCGGCACCUUUAGCAUCGCUAAUAAUGCCGCACUUGCAAGCGUCGCCGGAUUGAGCAGCCUCGCAGUCAUUGAUGGUGGGCUAUCCAUUGAAUACAAUGAUGCCUUGACGAGCUUUGCUGGUCUACACGGCCUGACUUCAAUAAAUGGCAACCUUAAAGUUGAAUUCAAUGACGGUUUGACCAGUAUCAUUGGGUUUGACAGUUUGACAUCACUGAACAACCUCAGGAUUUUCGACAACAUUGCCCUGACUAGUCUCGUCGGGUUUGACAACGUGACUGUGAUCUAUGGCUACUUUCAGCUGCAAGAAAACAACGCUCUGCCGAAUCUGGUCGGUUUGGACAGCUUGGUGUCGAUCACCGGCUACGUCAUGAUUGCGGACAACGACGCCCUCACCAGCCUCGUUGGUUUAAAUAAUUUGACGUCUGUCGGUAGCUAUCUCAAGAUCUCGGGGCAUCCAAAACUGACCAGCGUUGCCAACUUGGGCAACCUUGCCACGGUCACAGGCAUGUUGUUCAAUUUCACCCCAUUAUUCUUGUCCAAAAUUGUUAAAACCAAUUCGCGCGCCUCAAAUUUCAAUUGA
Molecule: messenger RNA, 1806 nt
Organism: Monosiga brevicollis MX1
Lineage: Eukaryota; Choanoflagellata; Craspedida; Salpingoecidae
Exons: 22
Coding region: 1-1806 (601 amino acids)
Cellular component (GO): cell wall; plasma membrane
Source: RefSeq, a predicted model, not a curated record